Messenger RNA from Nerophis lumbriciformis (worm pipefish), 1779 nucleotides. The record is from RefSeq and is a predicted model, not a curated record. NCBI's taxonomy places the organism in Eukaryota, Metazoa, Chordata, Actinopteri, Syngnathiformes, Syngnathidae.
AUGGCUUGCAAGAAUAGCACCCUGCGCUUCACGUUUUCAGCCCCCAGCCACAGUGGUACACUCCUCCAGGGCUUGUCAAUAUUAAGGGCUCAAGGCCAACUUCUUGACGUGGUGCUGGCCAUCAAUGAGGAGCGCUUCCAGGUCCACAAAGCUGUGCUGGCUGCUUGUAGUGAUUAUUUCAGAGCUAUGUUCACUGGAGGUAUGAAGGAGUCGAAUCAAAGCACUAUUGAGCUGAGAGGUUUGUCUGCCCGGGGCCUGAAGCAUAUUAUAGACUUUGCUUACAGUUCGGAGGUCACAUUAGAUCUGGACUGUAUCCAGGAUGUCCUUGGAGCAGCUGUCUUCCUCCAGAUGGUCCCUGUUGUGGAACUAUGUGAAGAGUUUCUCCAGUCAGCCAUGAGUGUUAAGACAUGCCUACACAUCGACCAGAUGGCAACCACCUUCAGCUUGUCCUCCCUCAAGGCGUCAGUGAAUGCCUUCACCUUUCGCCAUUUCCUACAAAUAGCCGAGGAGGACGACUUCCUGCACAUUCCAAUGGAGCGCCUUGUCUUCUUUCUGCAAAGUAACAAACUAAAGAACUGUAGCGAGUUUGAUCUUUUCCAUGCGGCAAUUCGAUGGCUGCGGCAUGAUGAGUCUCGCCGUGCUCAAGCCAGUAGUGUCCUCUGCCAUGUUCGCUUCCCCCUAAUGCGUUCAUCCGAGCUGGUAGAUAGUAUUCAGAGGGUAGACAUCAUGGUAGAGGAUGUGCAGUGCCGCCAGUACCUCCUGGAGGCCUUCAAUUAUCAAAUUCUUCCAUUCCGACAGCAUGAGAUGCAGUCACCACGCACACUAAUUCGUUCUGACGUUGUGUCUUUCAUCACCUUUGGCGGGACCCCGUACACUGACAACGACCACAGUGUUAGCAGCAAGGUGUACUAUCUCCCUGAUAAUGCUUCCCGUCAGUUUAAGGAAUUGACUGAGAUGGACACAGGAUGCAGCCACGCCUGUGUCGCUGUCGUUGAUAACUUUGUGUAUGUUGUAGGCGGGCAGCAUUUACAGUACCGAAGUGGCGAAGGUGCUGUUGAUAGCUGUAUGCGCUUCGACCCGCACUUGAAUCAGUGGCUACGUAUCCAACCAAUGCAAGAGGCCCGCAUCCAGUUUCACCUCGAGGUCUUGAACGGAAAACUUUAUGCCACUGGAGGGCGCAAUCGAUCGGGCAGUCUGUCGUCUGUGGAGUGCUACUGCCCCAAGAAAAAUGAGUGGACUUACGUGGAGCCAUUAAAACGUAGGAUUUGGGGUCAUGCAGGGGCUUCCUGCGGAGAAAAGCUAUACAUCUCCGGUGGUUAUGGUGUAUCUUUGGAUGACAAGAAAACACUCCACUGUUAUGACCCAAUGACUGACCAGUGGGACUUCAGAGCGCCUAUGAAUGAACCUAGAGUGCUGCAUGCCAUGAUUUGUGGAAAUGAUCGGGUCUAUGCUUUGGGUGGACGCAUGGACCAUGUGGACCGCUGUUUUGAUGUGUUGGCUGUUGAGUAUUACGAUCCGCAGAGUGACCAGUGGACUACACUCAGCCCCAUGAGAGCAGGACAGUCUGAGGCUGGCUGCUGCUUACUGGACAGAAAGAUCUACAUUGUCGGUGGCUAUAAUUGGCACCUGAACAACGUCACAAGCAUCGUCCAGGUGUAUAACACAGAGACUGAUGAGUGGGAGAGGGAUUUACACUUCCCUGAAUCCUUUGCUGGUAUUGCUUGUACACCCAUUAUACUUCCGCAGACACACAUUGAAUAUCUGACUUCUUGGCUGUGA